Malassezia pachydermatis is the source of this 1017-nucleotide messenger RNA. RefSeq names its product nadp-dependent l-serine l-allo-threonine dehydrogenase. Bases 1 to 1017 code for a protein of 338 amino acids. The record is from RefSeq and is a predicted model, not a curated record. The transcript is spliced from 2 exons. NCBI's taxonomy places the organism in Eukaryota, Fungi, Basidiomycota, Malasseziomycetes, Malasseziales, Malasseziaceae. Gene Ontology annotation, cellular component: membrane.
AUGCAGCUCUGGACGAUCAGCAGUGCUCUGAGCACCGCCAUCCUGGGCUAUGUACUUUAUCAAGUAUGGGAGAAGCGAGAAAAACGCUCCGCUAUUCUCCCGCCAUCACAUGAGCGCAUUGUGAUCCUUGGUGCUUCGUCCGUGGAUGGUAUUGGCAUUGCUAUUGCACGUGAGUGCCUGAAACGCGGUUCCUACAACAUUAUGCUGGUGGCCCGGCGUAGCGAGGCACUUCGUGAGGUGAAGCGAGUGCUGAUCGAGGAGCAGGCUACGCGGUCUGGCCGGGAGCGUGCCGACCAGAUCGAGCUCUUUGUGGCCGAUUGCACUAACGCUGACGACGUGUACCGUUUGCAGCGCUCGAUCACAGAAGACUUUGGCGGCGUCGACACACUGUACAUUGUAUUCGGUGCCAUUUGGACCAGUCCGCUGCUCAGUGUAGCUGGUGUGGACCCAUGCCAGGACCCUCAUGCCUCCUCGCCCUCACCUACCGGUCUCCGGGCCAUUGCCGAUGGCGUUCAACAGUCGUGCGACGCCAAUGUAAAGGGAACAGCUAUGGUCUUGGCCGCACUACUUCCUAGCAUGCAGACAAACUCCAAAGCGCCUCAUGUCGCCGUGGUUGGCUCCCUGGCGUCCCUGGUACCUGCACCCACACGAACUGUGUACUGUGCCACGAAGGUUGCACAGCAAAUGCUGGUGGAGAGUGUAGCGACCGAGUGCACUACGCAGGCCAAGGUGCCUGGCCGUGCUUUGGUGAAGUUUGUGGUUUUGGCUCCCACGACCGUGGCCACGUCUUUCCGCAGCCGCAUGUCGGUCGGCGUCAACGAAAAGAGUAAGCCUACGGAUCCCCAACGGGGUCGUGCUUUGACAACGCAAGAAGUGGCCGAAGAGGCCAUCUACUGCCUUGAGCAUUCGAUUACAGGUGUGAGACCGAUGCCUCACUACUACUUCUGGGUAUGGCUCCUGGGCCCUUUGAUUCGUGGCCCCCUCGAAAUAGGAGCGCACAGACGCUAUGGCUACUAA